GCAUGAGGACUGCAGAUGUGGUCUGAACUAUAAAUUGCAAUGUCCGUACUGUGAGACGCCAAAGACAGCGCUACAGGGAGACGGGACAGACAGCUGAUCGUCCUUGCACUGGCAGACCACGUGUAACACCUGCACUGGAUCGGUACAUCUGAACAUCACACCUGUGGGCCAGGUACAGAAUGGCAACAACUGCCUGAGUUACACCAGGAUUGCACAAUCCCUCCAUCAGUGCUCAGACUGUCCGCAAUAGGCUGAGAGAGGCUGGACUGAGGGCUUGUAGACCUGUUGUAAGGCAGGUCCUCACCAGACAUCACCGGCAACAACGUUGCCUAUGGGCACAAACCCACCGUUGCUGGACCAGACAGGACUGGCAAAAGUGCUCGUCACUGACGAGUCACGGUUUUGUCUCACCAAAGGUCAUGGUCGGAUUCACGUUUAUUGUCGAAGGAUUGAGCGUUACACCGAGGCCUGUUUUCUGGAGCGGGAUCGAUUUGGAGGUGGAGGGUCCGUCAUGGGACUGAACUUGUUGUCAUUGCAGGCAAUCUCAAUGCUGUGCGUUACAGGGAAGACAUCCUCCUCUCUCAUGUGGUACCCUUCCUGCAGGCUCAUCCUGACAUGACCCUCCAGCAUGACAAUGCCACCAACCAUACAGCUCAUUCUGUUCAUGAUUUCCUUCAAGACAGGAAUGUCAGUGUUCUGCCAUGUCCAGUGAAGAGCCUGGAUCUCAAUCCCAUGGAGCACAUCUGGGACCUGUUGGAUUGGAGUGAGGGCUAGGGCCAUUCCCCUCAAAAAUGUCCGGGAACUUGUAUGUUCCUUGAUGGAAGAGUGGAGUAACACAUUAUUCCAUUUCUGUUAGUCACAUGUUUGUGGAACUUGGUCAGUUUGUCUCAGUUGUUGAAUCUGUUAUGUUCAUACAAAUAUUUACACAUUUGCUGAAAAUUAACACAGUUGACUGAGAGGACGUUUCUUUUUUUGCUGAGUUUAUAUACCUCUGUUCCUGCCACCCACAGGCAGCACCCAGUGGAGUAUCAUAUGAAGGAAGCCAAAAAACUCAAGCACAAAGCAGAUGCCACGUCUGAUAAGGUGGGCAAAGCUUUCAACUACCUCGAUGCUGCCAUGUCCUUUGUGGAGAGCGGCAUCGCUAUGGAAACCGAUCCCCAGACCCCGAAGUCGGCAUAUACGAUGUUUGCUGAAACCUUGGAUCUGAUAAGGUUCAUACUGAAACUGAAGGGCUCUGUGGACCCCUCUGCCCCUGUUACAGACAAGGAUUUUACAAUAUUAUGUAUGAGGUGCCAGUCCCUUCUACAGAUGGCCAUGUUUCGCUACAAAAGAGAAACGGCACUUAAGUAUUCAAGGACCCUCACGGAUCAUUUCAAGAGCUCCACCAAGUCUGCAGCCCCCUCCCAAUGUGUCUCAAAAAGCACGGGCACACCAUCCCCCAUGUCUCCCAUGCCGUCUCCUGCCAGCACAGCCAGCUCUGGGCCAGGCUCCAAUCACAGCAGUGGGGUGGGGAUCGGCAAUGUGAGCACUGUGGCCAUUCCCCAGGUCAUCCAGCAGGUGGCAUCGUCCUACGUCAACAUCACAGCACUCUUCCUGAGUGCUCACGACAUCUGGGAGCAGGCUGACGAGCUGGCACACAGAGGCAGUGGUUUGUUGUCUGAGCUGGACUCAGCUCUGGGCCAGUUGAGCCUGACCUCCACCAUGAGCUCUCUGGUGCGUCACACACGGCAGGGACUGCAGUGGCUCCGACUGGACACCUGUGAGACACAGUGACUGUUUCUCAACCCCACCCAGCACUACACAGCCCUGCUUACUCCUGCCAUACUCCUACAGUACCCAGCCCUGGAUAACCCUGUCCGGGACAUCCUAUUUGGCUUUAUUUAUUGACAGGCCAUCAGGUGAAAGCAGGAUCCCAAGUCCCUCCUCUACAAGUUGUUCAUAUGGAUACAAAGUCAACUUUUAUUAAAUUUUUCCCAACUACCUAUGAAACUGAUGUUCAGAGACCCUGUGUCCCACACACUUCCGGGGCCUCGUCCUCUGUUGGUCAUAUGGAUGGGUCCAUUAACAAAACAACUAUCACAUCCACCUCUGGAUCUCUGGAGGCAGCAGGGCCUGCUAGACCUGUAGUGAGCUGAAUGAGACUCUCCCUUUCUGAAUAAUUUAUCACACAGCCAACUGACUGUGGCCUGGCCACCCCUCUGGGCCCUGUAUCCGCUGGGGGUUAGACAGUGGGAAGUUUGGCUGAAGAACUGACUUGGGAGGGGUCAAAGAGUCCUCCCACCCUUCUCCUGUGGUAAUGCAAAGCAGUGAUGAUAAAAAGCUUAUUUAUUAGCCUUAUUAUAUUAUCACUAUUUUUAUAUUGUUUCAGUAAAAUUUAGUUUGAUCAAAAGCGGUGUCAUGGCCAAUAUUUACUUCACCCAGCUGAAAAGGCCUAUAGAACUACAGGUAUCCAUCCAUCCCAGACCCAUCCUAUAAUAAUAGUAAUAAUAAUAUUGGUCAACUCCUGCAGAAUAUAACCAGUAUCUCUGCGCUCCAUAAAAUAUUUCUCAAUUGGUUUUGCCCUGAAAAAUUGACAUGCCACAAGAUGGCCCUGGUCACUUUCUGUGAAUAUGUUUGUUUAUUAUUAUUCUUCUCUUUUCUCUUCAAAGGAGAUUGAAUCUACCUGCCAGGACGGGUCCACUAUGUUAAUUCAGUCAUAACGGAAAUAUAGUGCAUUCGGAAAUUAUUCAGAGCCCUUGAGUUUUUCCACAUUUUGUGACAUUAAAGCCUUAUUCUAAAAUGGA
Molecule: messenger RNA, 2783 nt
Organism: Oncorhynchus keta (chum salmon)
Lineage: Eukaryota; Metazoa; Chordata; Actinopteri; Salmoniformes; Salmonidae
Gene: aff1
Product: AF4/FMR2 family, member 1
Exons: 7
Coding region: 1033-1773 (246 amino acids)
Biological process (GO): regulation of gene expression
Cellular component (GO): super elongation complex; nucleus
Source: RefSeq, a predicted model, not a curated record